Dissoconium aciculare CBS 342.82 is the source of this 909-nucleotide messenger RNA. RefSeq lists its product as uncharacterized. The coding region runs from base 1 to 909 and encodes 302 amino acids. The transcript has a single exon. NCBI's taxonomy places the organism in Eukaryota, Fungi, Ascomycota, Dothideomycetes, Mycosphaerellales, Dissoconiaceae. The record is from RefSeq and is a predicted model, not a curated record.
AUGGGCUGUGCACAAUCUACAUCGACGUUCACGCCCACAGACCUCCCGACGGGCGAUAGUGUUUGGUUCCAUGGUCUCGAGUCGGAUUACCCCAGCAUAGAGGAGAUACGACAAAAUGCCGAAGACAUUUUCGGGGCUGCGGCACAAGCGUAUCGCCCAAAACCAGUGCGGUUUCCAGGGCGUAAAUUGAUCGUCAAAUGGGGCACUUUUGUGGGCAUCGCUGAAGGGCAAUGCAUAUGGUUCCUGCAAAACCAUCUGGCCCAUCUCGUUCCUGUUCCAAAAAUAUACGGAUGGAAGCGCGAUGGGGAACAAACGUUCCUCUUUCUCGAACUCGUUGAUGGAUCACCAUUGGAUGAGAGAUGGCCUCGAUUGAAACCGGGUGAGCGACGCGCUGCAUGUCGGGAACUGCGCCACGCAACGCAAGCUUUGAAACGCGUUCGAACGCCCCACGACUACCCGUCACUUUGCUCGAUAUCCGGAGGUGCUCUUCGUGACAUCACCUUUCUCGACGGAGACAUCGAUACGACGGGUCCACACGACAAUGCCGCAGACUUUCACGACGCUCUUGCAAAACUUGCACUCCCACCGUCAGAGACGUUCACCAAUCCGCGCAAGGAGGUUGACGAACUCAGCGGCUUCGAUGACAGAAUCCCCAUCAAGUUCACACACGCAGAUCUGGACAAGAGCAACAUCAUAUUGUCCAGGGAAGGCGACGGACCAUGUCGUCUUCUUGCAAUAAUCGACUGGCACCAGGCUGGCUGGUAUCCCGAACCGUGGGAGUAUCUUAAAGCACAAUCUCUGGACGACUACGACAGCGAAUGGGUGCGCAUUUACCUCGCGAAGUUCUUGAAGAAGCCCAAGUUUCAGUAUCUACGCUCUUAUGAGUUCGUUCGCAUGUCCACUAUAUAA